Engraulis encrasicolus (European anchovy) is the source of this 2284-nucleotide messenger RNA. RefSeq lists its product as uncharacterized. Gene Ontology annotation, molecular function: protein binding; GTP binding. Lineage: Eukaryota; Metazoa; Chordata; Actinopteri; Clupeiformes; Engraulidae. The transcript has 7 exons. The record is from RefSeq and is a predicted model, not a curated record. Bases 174 to 2276 code for a protein of 700 amino acids.
ACAGGCUGGUGGAAGCCACUGAAGACCUGGAGCAGAGGCUGUGUCAACGUCACAACAGAGAAUUGGAGCUGUACUGCAACACUGACCAGACUGCUAUAUGUGCUCUGUGUACAGAGGAACAUAGGGGACAUGAUAUAACACAUCAUCAGAUAAAGGAAUUGGACUUCACCAUAAUGACAGCUGUCCCUCCUCCGGGGGCUAUCAAGUUCACCUCAGUGAAGCCAGACUGUGUGCGUGUGUGCUGGGGACCUCCUGAGGGGCUCACUGCACCCCACACUUUCAGGGUGUCAUGGACAGGCGCAGGCAUCAGAGAGCAACAUGACGUGCAAGGGCUGGGCAUUACUGUUCAGGUGCGCAGUCCAGGAGAAGAGUACACCUUUACUGUGGCCACCCUACAAGACAAUAAACAGAGCCCGUGUGUGUCUGCAACGAUGCUCACAGAUGUUCCUCCUCCUGAGAGUGUUAGUGUGAAGAUGGAUCUACCAUCAGUGUUGGUUUCAUGGAGGAAACCAGCAGGAGUCGAUCAGGCCUCUUACAUGGUGACCCUCAGAGCUGGUGGGGAAUGUUUACAAACCCUCUCAAUCAGAUCUCUCCAUCACAGCUUUGAGGAGCUUGAUAUUGGAAGACAGUACAUCACCAGCGUCUCCACAGUGCUUAAUGGAAGGCAGAGCAAUCCUGUUUUGAAACGCAUCCAAACAAAUAUUCCAGUCCCAGAGAAGGUUACUGUGGGCUCAAUAACUCCAACAUCUGCUGAGCUCAGCUGGAGCCUACAGGUGAUGCAGCAGAUUCCACACAGAUUCCUGAUCUCCUACUGGUGUGAAGGGACUGAACCACAGAUCAUCUCUACAGCAAUGUGCUCCAUAACUCUCAAAGAUCUGCAGCCCAAUACCCAGUACACGAUCAGUGUCUGCUGUGAGCUUGAAAAUGGGGAAAAAAGUGAGGCUGCCUCAAGCAGGAUAAAAACAGAUGAUUUUGUUCCAGAGGGGUUGAUUGUGGAUGCCCUAAAUGAAGAGACUUCAAUUGUUCCAGAGGAGUUUGCUGCACAUCUGUACCAUGGUUCUGAUGCCAGAUGGAUGGCUGUAGUUCGCUGGAACCAACCGCAGGGCUUACAACACAUUCCACACAGAUUCCAGAUAUGCUGCUCCAGUAAAGGGAUUGAACAAAAGACGUCUAGAAAAUCCUGCAGCAUAACUCUUCAAGGCCUGCAGUCAAACACUCAUUACAAGAUCUCUGUCUGCUGUGAGCUUCAAGGUGGAAAAAAGAGCAAGAUGGCAAUCACCACUUUCCACACGAGUGAGAGGAGGAUUGUCCUUUUCGGGAAGACGGGAGAUGGCAAAAGCAGCGCUGGAAACAGCAUCCUGGGAGAAGAAGUCUUCACAGUGGGUAGCUGUCAGCAUGGCGUAACAAACCAAUGUAUAUCACAUUCCAAGAUUAUCAAUGGGAGAAAGUACACAGUGAUUGACACUCCUGGAUUCUUUGACCCUGGAAUUCCAGAAGACACACUAAUUACAGAGGUAUCAAAAUGCAUCUUUGCCAGUGCACCAGGUCCUCAUGCAUUUGUUAUAGUGUUAAGAGUAGGAAGACAUACAGAGCAUGAACAGCAAACUAUGAAGAAGAUUACACAUAUAUUUUCAGAUGAUGCAUUUAAGCAUGCAGUAAUUCUUUUCACACAUGGUGAAGAUUUGGAGGGGAAGACUAUUCAAGAGUUUGUCAAUGGUGGACAGGACACUCAGAGAAAGGGAACUACACUAAAGGACAUUGUAGAGAAAUGCCAUAAUAACUAUCAUGUCAUAGACAACAAACAUUGGACUCAGGAAGAAGGGGGGAAAAGCAAGAAAACAGAAGUAGCAAAUCUACUUAACACCAUAGAACAGAUAGUGGAGUACAACCGUGCGGGUGGUGCAGACUACUACACCAAUGAGAUUAUGGUGCUAGUGGAGCUGGCCAUUCAGGAUGAAAUGCACAAAAUUAGACAGACUGAACAAAAUCAGCAACUAACUGACAGUGACAUCAGAGAGAGGGCUAAGAAAAUAGUGGAGAGGAGAAUCAUGUUAAAUAAAUGUGCUGUUACAGUAACGGUGAUGCUCCUCGGAUUUGUAUAUCUACCAGCAAUUCCACCACAAGAAAUCCAUAAAACUAUUAAAAUUGCAUCAGCUACAGCAACAAAUCCUUUUCAGGCAAUUGUGGAUGCAUUGCAAAAAUUACAUGACCGUCUACCAAGCACAUUCUCAGGUUUCGGAGUAUGCUACUCUGCACUGUAUGAGAAAAUGGACUGAUUUGAUUU